GCCAUCCUGGUCUACAUAGCAAGUUCCAGACCUAACCAUUCUACCCCAUUUCUCAGCAGUCUUUGUAGGUGACACGAUUCAGCAUUUUCUUAUGCUCCUUUCUGAGCUUCUGUAGUAACAAACCUUUCCCUCCUCUGCCCGGCAGAAAGGGUGGUUAACACCAUACACACCUUUUCACAGCCGGCUUUAAAGCUCACACCAUCACUUAAAAAAAAUCAGUAUCUUGUCUAUCAGCGCACACAGUUUUUCUUCCUGGCUUCUGUGCCCAGGGUGUAUGUGGACCACUGCUUAUUCUGCAAGUGUCUCGGAUCUGCUGUCUCACUGCUCAGGGCCGGGUAGCUGGCAUCAGGAUCAUUGAAUAGCCGUCCUUUCUCUUUGAGGCUAGUCUGGGUGGUUUCUGACCAUUUGUGACCAGGCACCGAUUUCCAGUCGCUCCUCACGUUCUGUAAGAGACUCUGGAGGAAGAGCUUUGUAUUCCUCAGCUGCACUUCCUCUCCUUUCCUAGUUUCUGCCAGCGAGGGCCAGUGGUCAUAAGGGAGCCGUCAUGCACAGAAUCCACUAGGCUUCCCAAACUAGUUAAUGCUACUCUAAAUUGUUCUAGCCUUUAGACAGAUUUUUUUUUGGUGGUGGUGGGGGGAAACUUUGAAAUAUAUAAAACAUAGCCAGAAUGUCAGUGAACCAGCUAUGUCCAGUCGCUAAGCUGACCCCGGGUGUUAGAUGGUGGUUUGCGGAACUGUUUCAGAGUAAGUUCUGUCGUGACCUUUUGUUCUGAUGAUUGUGCGUCUCCUAAAAAUAUGACCCCUUUUUUGCCUACUUAGGAUAAAACAUUGAAACUCAGAAUACAGUGUUUGGCAGUUGCCGUCUUUGUAAUGAGACCUGACGUUGAAUAUGGUUUAAAUGUGGGACUGACGUAAGCUGUGUUGUGAGACCUUCGUCUCUGUUCCUUCUUCGAGUAGCCCAUUCGGUUAUCACGGGCGUCGGUAUUCUGUCCUUUGGCGCAAGGUUUGUUUGUUUAAUCUUAAAAGUUUUAAGUAGUACUUGGAAUUGAACCUAGAAUCUUGUGAACUAGGCAUAUACUCUGCCGUGGCGUUCCAUGCCCAAAUCUCUUGAUGUUUUUAGCCACGAAUUUAUUGUAGUUACUUAUUAUGUGCAUGCGUGUGUGAGAGACAGAGGUAGUGUGCACAUGUUCACGUGCUUGUGCGCGAGGCACGCUCAGGCCGAGGUUUCUACUGUACCUUUGUCCAUAUCGCAUGCAUUCAUCUAGUUUCCUCCCCUAUGGGAAUAGGUAGAGUUAUUUAAAGGGCGCGUUGGAGGGCGCAUCGUGCCUAUUUAGCAAAGCAGCCUCCUCAGUCUGAGCUAACAGCGCCAGAAGUUGAAUCCCUUGUAGGAGAGGGCCUUCAAUCCACUAAGAAAGUGGUCGGUUAUCCCAGUCUUGGCACAUCUUGCCUGCCCAGUCAGUGUCAUCCAUGUGGAGCCCACGGCUGAGUUAGAGUGCUGGAGACAAUUCUCCUCGGCAGCCUGCACACAGCCUUCUGCACCAUUGAGGGCUGGCCAGCAGAGAGGAUGUUUCUAACCCUUUUCUACCUUGAUUUCUGUUUUCUUCAGCCACAAGAUCUUACAGCCGAGUUCUCUCCACCUUAUUUUGGAGGCCAGGUCUCUCACUGAGCAAGGAACAAGGUCUCUAGACUAGUUCACGGGCAAACACUAAGGAUCUUUCUUGUUUUAGCCUCCCCGGGGUGGGGAUUGUAGAUAUCCUAGCCAGGGUUUUAUGUGGGCCCUGGGGCAAAAGCCUCAUGAUUGCCCUGCAAGCAUCUUACUGAGUCAUCUUCUCGACCUGCUUUCUCUUAUUUGUGUGUAUGGGCAUUUGCGCGUUUGCAUGUUCAUGUUUGUGUGUGCACACAUGUGUGUACCUGUGUGUGUGUGUGAACGUGUGUGUGUGUGUGUGUGUGUGAGCGUGCGUGUGUGUGCAUGCGUGUGUGUGCAUGCAUCUGUGUGGUGCCCAGAGUUGAUAUCAAUUGUCCUCUAUUGCUCCCCACUGUAUUUAUCAAUGAGGGUCUCGUGGUGGACCCAAGCUCACGGACUCUCCCUGGGCUAGCCACUUCUAAUAGGCGUCUGUUGGCUCUGCCUCCCAGUAGGCAGCCAUCAUGCCUUCUUGUCUAUAUAUGGACAUCUAAACGUGGGGCAUCACAUGCAUGAUAAGUGCUCCGUCCACCGAGCCAUCUCCUCUUUAUUUUAUUUUUUUUAAAUUAUUUAUUAAUUUAUUGAAGCAGAGUCUUAUGCAGGCCAGCCUGGCCCUGAUAGCUACCCAGCCUGACCUGUAUCUCACUGCUUGGCUGAGGUUGAAUCGAUUCACCUGCCUUCGAUUCCCAAGUUCAGGAUUGUAGGUGCACACUAUACAUGAGACAUGAGAUCGUCACACACGUUUGUUUACACUGUUUGUCUGAUUGUUUCUCUACAGUUGGGUUCAGAGUCAGAUUGUACAGUGUUGUCGAGAGAGAUCAUGCCUUCUCGGACUGCAGGGCACAGGUUAUCAGUGGCGCUGCUGUUGACAGACCUUUGCUUACAAAGCUGAGUGACAGCUCUCAGUAUUCCUACCGUGGAGUGACUAUUUUCUUUUUUUUGCCACUGUAAUUAAGUAGCGUGGGAGGAAUAUUUGAGUGUUAUUUACCCCUCUCCUCCCUUAAAACGCCAUAAGUAGCCACGGAGACUUGCCAAGCUCACGUAUCUGAGCUACGCUGCUGAAGGCUACACCGGGAAGUGCUCCCGCCUUUCUCCAGCAGUUGGCAUUGCACACACACCGAGCGCUCUCUUCCAGGAUGGACCAGGAUGCCUCAGCCUCUGUCGGCGGAUAUUACCCAUAUCGGGGCUGCUACUUUGAAUCAUCCCCCAAAUGCCAUUCUCCUAAAUUUGGACAGCGGCGGCUCCUGGACUCUCUUGUGUCUUUUUGACAUUUCCUGUUUUUCCCUUUGAAGUGUCUUCUCCAUUUCUGGCAUAAGACGACGAUGCAGGGUUGUUUUGUGUCUUCCUUGUUCCAGGCCUGGAACUGGAAGGAACUGUUUGUGUCCCUUAGCGAGGAGUGGCAUUUCAAAUCUGCAUUCCAGGUGUAUGGUUCUGCUUGUCCUUUGAGCAAACACCCUUCACGCAUGAGGUUACGUGUGUUUACCGGCGUGCGUGUGUGAGCAUGAAUGCACGCCCUGGAGACUUCAGGCAGGACGCCACAUAUGCACAAGCUUGAGCAGCCCGGGCCUGUUAUUUCGAGCUCAGCAUCCGAAGGCUUCGUCUCCCAUCUCAGUGAGGGCUCCAUCUUCUCAAAGAAAUGAUUGUGUUUACUCAUUUUGAAAUCAUAAAUAAACUUUCCUUCCUGGCGAAGUGAGUAUAUAUGUACUGCUGUGUUAAUCUUACUUUUCUUAUUUGUUGUUUGAAACAGGGUCUCACCCUGUUGCUUAGAUUGGCUUGGACUUCCAGUGUCGUCCAGGCUUUCCUAGAGCUCCUGUAGACACAGAGCACUGCUCUUGGCUUUUCUGUCUUUUUCUUUUUCUUUUUCUUUUUUUUUUUUCCGGGGCUGGGGACCGAACCCAGGACCUUGCGCUUCCUAGGUAAGUGCUCUACCACUGAGCCAAAUCCCCAACCCCUGUCUUUUUCUGUGCACAACUUGCAUGCUCUUUGGUGCUCAUGGAGAGGAGAAGAAGGCUUCCGAUCCGUGGAACUGGAGUUUCAGACUGGACUAUUGCCAGUCAUGUCGUAGGUGCUAGGAAUUGAACCUGGGUCCUUUGGAAGAGAAGCAAGUGCUCUUAACCACUGAUCCAUCUCUCUAGUCCCUUUACCGUGUGUGUGUGUGUGUGUGUGUGUGUGUGUGUGUGUGUGUGUGUGUGUGUUUAUAUAGUUGUAAUUAUGUUUAUUAUUAUUUUUUUUUUAAAGAUUUUAUUUUAUUGUAUAUGAGUACACUGUAGCUGCCUUCAGACACACCAGAAGAGGGCAUCAGAUCUCAUUACAGAUGGUUAUGAGCCACCAUGUGGUUGCUGGGAUUUGAACUCAGGACCUCAGGAAGAGCAGUCGGUGCUCUUAACCACUGAGCCAUCUCUCCAGCCCAUGUUUAUUAUUUUUUAAAGAUGAGAAUGUCUUAUAACCCAGGCUAGCCUGGAAGUCAUUCUGUAGUCAGGUGACCUUGAACUCUGAACUCUGAUACUCCCGACCUCCUGAUCUGGGAUUAAAGGUAUGCGCCAUCAUGCCUAACUUUUGUAAAGCUGGGGAUUGAACUUGGCCUCUGGCAACUGGACGGUCACUAUACCCAUAGAACUAUUACCAACCCUUGCGGUGGUGUUUACUUGAGAUUUAUGGUCUAUACUUCUUUUUUUUUUUUUUUCUUCCAGCUGGGGACCGAACCCAGGGCCUUGUGCUUUCUAGGCAAGCGCUCUACCACUGAGCUAAAUCCCCAACCAUGGUCUGUACUUCUUUGUUUGUUUGUUUGUUUUCUUUUUUGUUUGUUUGUUUGUUUGUUUGUUUUCUUUUUUCGGAGCUAGGGACCGAACCCAGGGCCUUGCGCUUGCUAGGCAAGUGCUCUACCACUGAGCUAAAUCCCCAACCCCCAUGGUCUGUACUUCUUAAAGCCAUCUUUGAUGGGUUUUUAGAAAUCACAGUUACACUGUCUUAUAUAGAGCAUUGGUUCUCACCCUUCCUAAUGCUGCAACUCUUUAUGUUGUGGUGACCCCAAUCAUAAAACUUUCAUUGCUACCUCAAAACUAAUUUUGCUGCUGUUAUGACUUUGUAAUGUAAAUAUUCAACAUGUAGGAUAUCUGUUUCGUGACCCCGGGGUCACGACAUAGAUUGAGACCCAUGCAUACAGAGCCUUGACUAUAGAGAACAGCUCUUGGGAGGGUGAUGUGGGACGAUCAAGGCCCGCUGGGCUGCAGAGUAAGUUCCAAGUCAUUCCAGGGUAAAGAGCCUCUCACCAUAACCCUCUGAGACCGCCUUCAAAACAAAUAAAAAGGAAUUGAGAAAGAUACUAUCUUGUUUCCUGAGAAAUUUGAUGAGAUUACUGUUACUAUUUUUGUUUGUUUGAUAUGGUUGUGUUGGGAACAGUCACUAGGAGGCCAUUUUGGCUGUGUUUGCAUUGCCUUCUCCUCCCUGCCCCCACCCGCUCUCUUUUCAAUGCUGAAGAUUAAAUCCAGGGUUGCAUGCUUGCAAGGGGGUGGGGGGACAACAUGACAUGACACAACACGACUCUUUGUCAGCAUCCCCUGCCCCCCUAGGUUUGUUCUUCCUGUGUCAGUUUUAGUCUUGAGUGUUUUAGAGAAUUUGUUUCAUGGCUGUUGUGGCAUUCGCUGAGGGGAACCUCAUGUCUCUUCUCUGCCUCCAAAUGUUCACUUAUUCCUAAUAAUGAUCUUUUAUCUUCUUUUUCCUUGAUCUGUUUAGUAAGAUGCUUGCCCAUUUUCUAGGUCAGUCCCUUUUGAUUUGAUUAAUUAUUGUCUGUCCAUCUUUGACAGAUUAUCUAUUGAGACAUGCUCUCACUGUGUCCUUCAGGCUGGCCUUUAACUCUUGACCCUGCCCCCUCACCUCUGCAGUUCAGAGAUUACCAUGCCCAGCAUCCAGUUUUUAUUGAACUGGCUUCUUGUUCAUAUGCGCGUGUUUAAAGUUAAUAUGUCUUUCUCAGACAUAAGUGUGGUUCCUUUUCCUGAAUGAUAGAAAUACUUAGUGUCUUCUUCUUACAUUAUUUAUUUGAUGAUGGGAGGGGAUAGAUAGGCAGGGUGCCCUUGUGGAAGGCAACAGAUGGUUUACAGGGAUUGAACUCAGGUCCCUAGGUUUAGCAGAAGUCAUCCCUUACCCACUGAGCGGCCGCCAUUAGACAUAUUGAAAGCCACACAUUCCACGGUGAGCUGCACUGUGCAAACUGUUUUCGUUUAGCACGUGGAGCGCUUUCUCGUUUCUCCUGUGGUUUUGAUCCACAUGUAAUUACAGUGGCAUCGGUUGCUCUCCUAUUAUUCAGUAUUCCCCCACGUCCUUGCUGCUACUCCUGUGGUUUUGGGGCAUCCUCUGCAGGAUCCCAGUCCUCGUAGGUUUGGGGCUUCGUGAACAGUGUUUAUUCUUGAAGGGCUUGUGUGUUCUGCUGGACGGUUUUCCCUGAUGGUCCUGAAGUGUGCAGGGCUCUCUCCCUCAGCUGAGACUGGAGUGACAAGGGACAGGCUGGACACAGGGUCUCUGCGCUGUAUGUAAACUGGCCGAUUCUCUACUGUUAGGCUUUGGUGUGUCAUGGCAGUGCCUUCUCCACCAAUACCAGAAAAUCUCUGUGAGCUUGUCUGUAGUUCUACUCCAUUUUUGCUCCUUGUAUCUUGAAGCUAUGUUAUUAUAAGCUCUGUUACACGUCUGUAAUUGUGUAUCCUAAUCAUCUAACCUCGUCAUUAUGAAGUGUCUUUCUUAAAUACUAAAGUUUCCUUCCUUGGGGCUGGAGAGUUUGCUCCGUGGUUAGGAUGGCUCCCUCAGCAUCCACGUCAGUUGGCUCACAGCCACUGUAACUCCAGCUCCAAAGGAUCUGAUGCCCUUUUCCGGUCUUUUCAGGGACUCCCCCUUCCCCGACCUACACACACUGAAGAAGAUCGAAAUCAAGAUCCUUCUCUUCGUCACGCAAGGUGGCAGAUGCCUCUAACCCCAGCACUCAGAGAAGCAGAGGCAGGCAGAUCUGUGGGAGUUCAAGCCCAACGUGGUCUAUGCAGCAAGUUCCAGGACAGCCAGGGCUACACAGAGAAACCUUAAAACACACACACACACACACACACACACACACACACACACACACACACAAACUCCUCGUCCCGGAGCUUGCCAUGGGAUGUGCUGUAGUCUCUUCCUUACGCUGGAGUGUGCGGGUACUGUCUCCCCCCAUCCCUCCCUUCCUACAGAAAGGCUGAACCCAGGGCCUCAACAGUGCAGAACAGGGCGGGCAAGCAUGUGCCCAUGUCUCCAACCCGUGUCUUUAUGUUUGAAGUGUCUGGGGGUAUGCACUUUCCCAUGUAUUAAAAUUCCAGUUGUCUUUGGCUGUGGAUUAAAAAAAUUCUUAAAUAUAUUUUAGAAUAUCUUAGUCUCAUUUUUAAACACUUCCGUUAUUUUUAAAUAUAUUUAUAAUGAGAAUCCUUAGUAGAAUGUACAGUUCUUUUGGUAUAUGUUUGUUUUUUGUGACAUGGUUUUAUUUCUAAUAAUAAAAGGAGUAGUGUUAGCCUGUACAUGGCGACCCAUCAGAGAAAGAUGUAAAAGCCAUGGAGGAGCUGAGAGUGGUGGUGCACGACUUUAAUCCCGUGACUUAGGGGGCAGAGGCAGGUAGGUAGGUCUGUUGCAUUCUGGGCCAGCCAGGAGACCCUGUCUCAAAAAGCAAACAAAACCAAAACCCCUAGUACUAUGUUCAUAAUAACUAGAAGGAAAAGCAUGAAAAAAGAAUUUCCAAAUUAUAUAGAAUACUCUUUACAUCAAUUUGGUGGGGUCUUUUUCUUGUUUUCCUUUUGAGACUGGAAGGGUCUUACUCUGCAGCUUUCUGGCCUGGAGCUUGCCCUGCCAGGCUGGCCUUGAACUUGAAAGUGUGCCUGCCUCUGUCUGAGACGAGUAGGAUCAAAGGCGAGCAACACCACACCUGGCUGCCUCUCACAGACGUUUUAACAGGUUGUAGCAGUGAUCUUCUGAGCGCCUGCUGGCACGUCGGUCUUCUACCAGUGAUUAUUGUGGUAAAAGUCUGAGCGUCAGACAUAACAGUCUGAACAUGCAGUCCCAUCAGCUGCAUGCUGUGAAGGGCACUCCGUGUUAGUGGACUGUUUUUGUGUGUGUGUGUCCACGAGUCUGCAUGAGUUUCUUUACACCGCCGGUGCAGAUGGCUGUGGAAGGCAGAAGAGGGUGUCAGGUCACCUAGAGCUGGAGUUGCAGUGCUGAGAGCUGAACAGGACAGCAGGCUCUCCAUGCUUGAGCUCCUGCCCAAGUCUGAGAUCCUGGGAUGUCUUCAUCUCUGAGAACUCCAUAUCCUCUGAGUACUUCCCUGUCCUUGUCUCUAGCCUCUGCCAGCCGCCAUUCUGCCUUCUAAGAGCUGGGUCACUUCAGACGCCGAAUCAGGAAGUGCUGGCUUGUUCCCGGUGUGGUCGGAGGCUUUCAGUACAUCAGCUUCAGCUCCCUAAUGGCUUUGAAACAGGCCUUGGGUGCUACUUAGUUUCGGUGGGGCUGACUUGCCAGAGGAUUGUUCACAGUUGUUUUACUUUGCCUUGAAUGCCCCUGCCUCAGAGCCGGACACUCACUGCCCCUUCUGUAGGUCUACUGGAUUAUAACUGGUCUGGAACUCAGAGCUGGGGUUAAAGGCUUUUGCCAGCAUGCCUGGCCCUAUCCCUUGUGAUGGUGGUGGUGGAGGUGAUUGAUGGUGGUGAUGAUGGUGGUGGUGGUGAUGAUGAUGGUAUUUAGAAACCCCUUUGUAGCCCUGGCUGUCCUGGAACUCACUCUGUAGACCAGGCUGGCCUAGAACUCAGAGAUCCGACUGCUCCCUCCUCCAGAGCGCUGGGAUUAAAGGCAUGUGCUGCCCUAUCCUAGCUUUCCUUUUGUUCUGAGACAGGGUCUUGCUGUUGCUCUGGCUGGCCUUGAACCAGUGAUGGUCCUUCCUCAGCCUUCCUUGGUACCACAGCCCUUGCUGUUGGCAUCUCUUAAGGUCCAUUUGCUGUUUUCUUCUGUGAUAACUUUGUCAACUUGUCUCCCAAGUCAUCUCCAUCCUACAUGCUUUGGUUUUGGGGUUUUGUUUUCUGUUUGUUGUUUUUGUUUUCUUUUUGGUUCUGGAAUGUUCUUGGGUUCUCUCAGCCUCUGCACUUUCCUCUGAUUUCUGAGGCAUACAUGGGAUUUUUGUUGAACAUGCUUGCUUCCUAAUUAUGACCACGUGACCGUCUUACGUCAGCCUCUGUUGAUUCUGCACUCUUCCUGUUCUCUGGUAUGCUCGUAGCUCGCUGCUGAACACAGGACAUCCUGCUUACAGCAGGCUGGAGAGCAGAGUGGAUGGCUUUGCUCCCCCUCUGAAGGACCUGUCUCCUUCACUGCCCGUGCCUUAUUCAAGAGCUGUGUGUGGAGCUCCCUGCUUGGGAUUCGGCUUUGGUCUUAGAUGCUCUAAUUCAGCUGGAUCUUGGCUUCAUUCACUCGGGUUCAGUUUUCUCAGAAAACUUAGUUAUUUCGUAGGACCCAGGGGUCUGUUCCUGUGGGCUUGUGGUCUCUCUGAUUCAGUCAGCAGCUUCUCCACACAGUUGGCCGGCAGUUGCAUGAUCCCUGCCUGCAUACUCCAGCACCCAGAUGGUACAGUUCUGAAACAGCUGCAGCCACCGCCUCGGGGCCCAAGAGAGCUGGAAUUUUAUACCAUGGUUUACGCUGCUGACUGUGCCGAUGCUGUUCUCCUGGAGCUGCGGAAACACCUGCCCAAGUACUAUGGCGUCUGGUCCCCUCCCAGCGCACCCAACGCAGAUGUGUACCUAAAACUGGAAGAUGUGACUCAUAAGUUUAACAAGCCCUGUAUAAUGGACGUGAAGAUUGGGCGGAAGAGCUACGACCCCUUUGCCUCGGCAGAGAAGAUUCAGCAGCAGGUCAGCAAGUACCCUCUGAUGGAGGAGAUCGGGUUCCUGGUGCUCGGCAUGAGGGUUUAUCAUCUUCACUCUGACAGCUACGAGACACAAAACCAGCACUAUGGAAGAGGCCUGACGAAAGAGACUCUGAAGGAGGGUGUCUCCAAGUUUUUCCACAACGGCUUCUGUUUAAGGAAAGACGCGGUGGCAGCCAGUAUUCAGAAGGUCGAGAAGAUUCUCCAGUGGUUUGAAAAUCAGAAGCAGCUUAACUUUUAUGCAAGCUCUUUACUGUUUGUUUAUGAAGGUUCAUCUCAGCCAGCUACCACAAAAUCAAACGAUAGAACUUUGGCGGGGAGGUUUCUCUCCAAAGGAGCCCUGUCGGACGCGGAUGUACUAGAGUGCAAUAACAACUUCCACCUGUUCAGCUCCCCGGCCAACGGCACGUCAGUGGGCAAAAGCUUAUCUAAGGCGUACUCGAGGCACAGAAAGCUGUAUGCAAAAAAGCACCAGAGUCAGACUUCCCUCAAAGUUGAAACUCUGGAGCAAGACAACGGGUGGAAAAGCAUGUCCCAGGAACACUUAAACGGAAACGUGCUUUCCCAACUGGAAAAGGUGUUCUACCACCUUCCGGCGGGCCGGCAGGAGAUCGCGGAAGCGGAAGUGCGGAUGAUAGACUUUGCUCACGUGUUCCCUAGCAACACAGUAGAUGAGGGGUAUGUUUACGGUCUGAAGCAUCUAAUUGCCGUGCUUCGGAGUAUCUUGGACAGUUGAGUCUUGCUGCAGUCUGUGAAGGAGCGGGCCAAUCACCACGGAGAGCUAGCUGCAGGCGUUAGCCGUGCACCUUGUACUGCUCUGUAAAAAUUUGUAUUGUGAGUCAGUGUUUUAUUUGUCUUUAUACUUUUGGUAGAUGGUUAACUUUUUUAUAUUCUUACUCAGGAAUACUAAUUUGUUCAUUAGAAAACUAUGAAGAAUAAAGAAACAGGAAUGUCGUGCAGGGAAUGUGUGGGACACGGAGCAAACAGCUGUAACACUUGCAAAUCAUUACGCAGUCAUCUAGAGGUCAUGUAGCUUUCUGUAGCCAGUCACCAUGAAAUCUCUGUCCUCCCAACCUUGCCGGUGAGCUGACUCUAAACUAUGACCUUAUCGGGCCGUCCUAAGAUCUAGAAAGCGUCCCUAAAACUGGAGACCAUUUUACACAGAAAGGCUCUGUGGGUUCUAUAUUAAAGGCAGAGCGCGCAGUGUAUGAAAGAAAGGUGCUUAAGUGGGUGCGCUCCACCAGCAGGGCUCCCCCAGCCCCUUCAGUGCUCAGUGCCGAGCAUCAUGGGAAGGGGAGUGGGUCAGAUGGCCGGCAACAGUCUUGGAAUUAACAGCACAAAUUUUCCUCCCUAGGGUCAAGAGAAGAGAGAUUAUUUGUAAAAAAAAAACACAUUACCUUUUCUUUCUUUUGUUUUAAAGAAUUUCAUUUAUGGAAAAUUCUCCAUUUACUGUGUUGUAAAAGCUGUCAUGAAGCAUAAUACUUAUCACCAGUCUGAGGCAUCGGAGGUGGAUGGUGGAGACUUUAUUUUUUCUUUAAUUUUUGAGAGUCUUUUCCAUUUAAAAAAAAUCCUUUCUUUUUUUUUCUUUCUUUCUUUCUUUUUUUUUUUUUAACUUUGUAAGCAUUAGCAUAAACAUUUCUCAGAAUUUGGUUAAGCAUCAACGGAACGCUGUGCCCAGUGCACCAGAGGAAUCCUGCUUAGGGUUCAGUUCCGUGGAGUCUAACAGAGAGAUCCUAGUUAAUUUCUCUCCGAGCAACGGAGCGCAACUUUUCCUUGAAAAAAAAAAUAGAUUUCUAAGUGUCAUGUUUAUUUUACCACUACUGCCUUUUUCAAAGUGACUGUUUCUGGUUAAAGUAUUUUCCGACCUGAAAUUAAAUUUGCAAAUGCUCGCUCUUGCUGUCGAGCUGCGCUUGGUUGCACUUGACCCGCCGAUGUGAUAAGUAAAACUGAACGGCCUGUUCUUUCUGGACUAUAGCUUUGGGUUAUGGCCUGACCUUUUUUCUCCCUUUAACCUCUUUUUUUCUUGAUAAUUACAAGUCAAACUGCUCAAUCCAAGGGCCAUUUUCUGUAACGUGGAAGGACUUUUUCAGGCCAAACGCCUGAAAGUUUGCAAACGCCCACGCUCAAACGGGAGCCCAAAAGGAAUGGGUCUUUAACCGGAGUAGGUCUGGGUAAGGUGCCUUCUGGGGGGUUUUCUCCAGGAGGCUGCAGGCGUUCUCGGCAAGAACUUCACAUUCUCUGCCUAGGUGUGAACUGACUAUAGCUCAUUUCUUCUCUCUCCCAUUUUGUGGGAGUGAGUUUCAAGUGAUAAUUACUAGAAACCUUUCAGUUUUACCUUUUUUUCUUACAAUAUUGACUUGUUACCUGGGUGUGAUUCAGGAACUCUCAGGCUCAUCUGGUGAACACUAUUUUGAAUCUUAAGAGGCAGUUUGAGAUGGUAUCAACUUAUAUACAAGGAAUUCGGAAACUCGAGCUCUGGGCACACCAGCUCAGGAAAGUCUUUGCUCUACCGCUGUUUUAAACAUUUCAGAAGCCAGCAUCCUGCCCCUCCGACCACUAGGUUUUGUCUGAAUAAAACAGGAAGUGAUUCUUAUCCCUGGUUCUCAGGGAAGGGAUUAGCAUUCAGUUCUUCUUGUUUACAUUUUACUAACUGCUGCCCUCUUUGUGUUACUUUGUGCUCUUUGUUGACAUGAUCAACUCGUUUGUGAUGUAAGCAACCUGUGGCAGGCGUUCAGGUCUGCCCUGUCUUUAAAUGAUACUGAGAUUUGCCACUUGGGUGAAGAGGCAUGUGUCACUAGCCAAGCAGAUGUGAACACACAGAUAUUUAAGAAAUAAGCAAAUGAGGCGGUUUGAAGUGGUAAUGCUAGCCGCCACUCCUCCCCCCAACAUGAUUUUAGUGUGUUCCUUAUGGGAUGCAGUCAUGGAAAGAACUUUUAAAGAAAUUGUGGGUGUGAAUACGUUUCUCAAAUAAAAGUUUAAAUUGUAAAAUAGUUUUAUAAUAAAGUAUUUACAUUAAUUAUUUUAAUAUGGAUGGAAGUUGCAUAAAUUAUAAUUGUGAAAUAUUUAAAUAGUCUUUCAAGAGAGUUUUGAAAAAUGUAUGUAAGUGGCUUUGAUGGCCGUGGUGUUAAAUUAGUAUGGGGUGCUUUGUUUUGCGUGUUUGGAGGGGGCCUGGGCACUCUGCCUGUCCACACUACAUACAGAUGGCUACUGUGGUCCUGCGGGCUGCUUGGCUGAGUGAGAACGGAUUCCUAAAUGCCGACAUCCUGCAAUCCAGUUGUCUGAUCUCCACAGCGAUACCCCUGCUGUCAGGCCUAUGAACUAUCGAAUUUAUAACAUUUGGGGGAAAAUGAAUUUCUAUAAUUUCCGUUGCAAUCUUUUUGUUGACCUUAGAAUGUGGAAUGUGUAGGCUGGAGGAAGGGCUGAACUGUGAACUGACCGCCUCUGACUGUUAACACCGCUCCUCCCCCUUGAGGUCUGAUGCUUCGUUGAAACAGCCCUUUACACAGCUGUCCUUCUCGCCCAGACCCUUCCCCGUGGUUUUUGUGUAUUCGUAGCUUCCGUUGCCCUUUGUCCUGCCCCCUAAAAUGGUUCAAUACCCAGAAACAUCAAGCCUGUUUUAAGAAUGGUCUGUUUGGCUAUGCUCAGGGUGGCGUCUAGGGGCCUGGCCCCUCAGUUCUCUCAGACUCGAGCCUGCAUCUCAUCAAACAUUUCCAGCCACUCUACCCGACCUGGGCAGUUGUGAACCAAUCAGGACUGACCAUUUCCAGCAUCCUGUCUAGGUGGAGAGGUCCUUAGGGCCAUCUUUAAAACACACACACACACACACACACACACACACACACACACACACACACACACACACACACACACGAACACCUGUAUUUGAAGCUGUUAAAGCUAGUGUUCGGGUGGGGAUUAAACGCUAAGGGUUGAGCUAUGGCCAAGGCAGGUAAUUUGGGGGCUGAGAUCAAGAGAACGUGAGCUGAGGUUAGAGGCUUAGAACCGUUGCCUCCAGUAGACUCUCGAACUGGGUGGCAGUUACAGACAGCAUGAAAUGGCCUUAAAAAGAACGCUCUUAAGACAUGCUCCUAAAGGUACGUUCGUUCAGCCUUCAUUUUCAGAAUAAUAAGCAGCACAAGGUGACUGGCUGCUCCUCCCUGGGGCAGACAUUUAUAGACCUCAAGUUUUCAAACCACUGGGCUUUUGGGUCUGUCAGCGGACGAGAAGGUAUUUCUUGACUUCAGAACAAUUCUAUUAUCGCAUCCAGAACCGAUACCUUGAGGAGGACUCAAGUAUCUUUGCUGUCAAUAUUGUUGUGUCUUCCCACUUGUUUUGAUAGCUUCUAUUAAAAGCCACCAUGACUCGUGCCAAUAAAUCAAGAGAGUCAAGUUAAAAACAAACAAAAAAAAAAAACCCAAAAAUGUGUGGUUAAACUUUGGCCUGGUGUCCACUUAAAAGCUUAAAAGUUUAGGGUGAAGUUUCCAGGCCCCUGUGGAUAGGGAGAAGGCGUUCACAGACACUUUGCUCUGGGCUCUGGUGGAAGAUGGGAAAUUGCACCCAAGUUGUGUUCGAGGUGACAUCCAGGUGGCAGUGCCAGCCCCCCUUACUUGAUGAAUGAAUGUAAUGCUGUCCUUCGGUGUAAAUGUCUCUAGCUUUCUUUUCUCAGUGUUUGUAAUUUGUACUAUUGAUGGGAUAUUCUUGGAGUGCAAGGUUCAUCACUGUGUUUCUAGAAUCAUCUAAUGUGAUAUACCGAUUUUUAUAAGCGAUAUUUAGAUAAUUCUAAUAACUGUACAUUCAACAACUUAUUAAAAUGUUUUGCAUUGGA
Molecule: messenger RNA, 14417 nt
Organism: Rattus norvegicus (Norway rat)
Lineage: Eukaryota; Metazoa; Chordata; Mammalia; Rodentia; Muridae
Source: RefSeq, a predicted model, not a curated record